This is a messenger RNA of Aphanomyces invadans, 1042 nucleotides long. RefSeq lists its product as hypothetical. Lineage: Eukaryota; Oomycota; Saprolegniomycetes; Saprolegniales; Verrucalvaceae. The coding region runs from base 50 to 925 and encodes 291 amino acids. The record is from RefSeq and is a predicted model, not a curated record. The transcript is spliced from 2 exons.
UAUGAAUUGGCUAAUUGAAUUCACUUAAAUAGCCAGUAAAAGCUAGGUAAUGCAGAGUGUAGUUCCUUCCAACCAGCAAGAGGCACUUCCAUUGUACUUUGGAAGCGGUCGCUGUCGAGCCAUGGCAGACCGAAUGAGCUACUUCAAGAGCUUCACGUCUUUGACGGACCCCCUCUUAGACGAUUGGAACACUGUAAACAAUGACGGCGACUCGCCAAGCCAAUACUGUCAUCGCAAGACGUCGUCGCCUUGGAUUCAGACAUAUCAAGGCUAUUACGCUUCAGCAUGGGAAGCUGCUGCGAGUUUGAAUGAGUCAUCUACUCAGAGAUUACAAAGACAAUUGACCUACUUGUCCAAACGUGUUCAAGCAGACAUCCAGACGCUCCACGACCGACUAGACGCGGUUCAAAUCAACGUUAUGGACGCUACGAGGGAUGCAGAAGGAUCACUGACAGAAGAUUUACUAUGCUUGGAAGUGCUGCCACCACAGUCACAGGCUCCUGUUCAACCUUCGUGGAUGGAAAUGCCUCCAACGCAUGUGUCACUGGAUAUGUUCGAGCGGCGGCUGAACGAGUUUGGAAACCAGCAAAGGCUUCAAAUGGAAGAUCAGUUGGCGAUCCAUGGCGCCAAGUGGAAGAGGAUGCUUGAGCAAGUUGAACAAACACUUCUGAACUCUCUUGUCCACGUCAAGCAAAUGCAGCCUACGAUAGACACGAGUUCAGAUGCCUCUGAUCGAGGUAAUCUUGCCGCGAAUCAUGACAUCCAUGGCGAAGUCAGCCAACUCGAAGAAGGUGAUCAGGACGGCACAACGUUUGAGAUCAAAUUGUUCAACCCAACGUCUGAAGAAAGGGACUUUGAACACGUUGGAGACAAGUGCAGCCCAGACUUCAGCUUGACAGAGGACGAAGACUGGUAUAUGCUGUGAUGCACCUGCCUCUGGGCAUAGAGUGGAUCGCCUGAAUUUGUUUUGUGGCUUGUAAUAUCGAUUGUGUCGUUUUUGUUGUGUGACAUUUCACGCGUGUGAACACAGAGUGGUAUACGG